Molecule: messenger RNA, 5214 nt
Organism: Linum trigynum
Lineage: Eukaryota; Viridiplantae; Streptophyta; Magnoliopsida; Malpighiales; Linaceae
Source: the annotation of a GenBank genome assembly
AUGGCAGGUUUUCAAAAUUCAUUAAGGCCAAAAUCAUCCCUCAUGGUUGACUUCCUCUUUCCUACGGAUGGAGAAUAUUAUCGGGUUCAGGAAACUAAGAAAAUAAUUCAACAGAGGAAAGAUAGGUGAUUUAGGCACAAGAAUCAGAGGAAAAAAAUAAAGGAAAGAACAGUGAAGUUGAGAUUUGGAAGAUUGGCUUUGAGAUUCAAUCUCCAGGAGUAGCCCUAGUUUCCUUCAGCGUCUCCACUCUCCACUCUCCAGCGCCAACGACUUUGUUCUUUUUGCUAUUGGGUUGAGCGGGUCACCCGCACACCCGCCCACAACCCACCUGCCACCCGACGGAUGCCUCACAACACAACCCGUCACCCACCCACAAACCCACCCACAUAACGAAAUUUUGGUCAAAUGCGGACGGAUCGACCCAAACCUGCUGGUGACCCGCCUGCAUGCCCAACCCUAGGGUUUAUAGGAUUACAAUACUAAUGGGUUUUGUACCGUAACCCAAGCUUAUUAUUGUGUUGGUUAAUCGUGCACUAUAGUCAUAUCACUUCAAUUAUUCGAUGAACUUUUAACAGUUUGAAUUGAUUAUAGUUCAUACAGAAUUUAAGUUAAAUCUCAUAAAUAUUCCUAGUCUGCCCUCUUCUAUACUAAAUUAUCAAUCCCCAUUAGACUUCCAAUCACCAAUUAUGUCAAAAUAUCCUAGCUGGGACCAAUCUUGGGAGGAAGAGUCACACAUAUUCAUCAAGCAAUGAUGAUGAGAGCAAAUUACGGAAGCAAUAUGGUGGAAUUGGGAGGCAACUAACUUGAUGAAGGACAUAUUAACUAAUUAAGAAGAGAAGAAUGCAGGAGUGGGUAACAUAACCAAGUCACCAAGUGCACUUAGUUAGUAGCAUGCACAAUUUUUUUUCUUAUACACGUGGCAUCUUAUUUACAUGGAACAAAUACACCUCAACUUCUUUACUUUUCUUGUAUUUCUCGACUCCUGCUCAUUCGCCUGCUCUCUAUCAGUCUAAUAACCCCACCUACCCGUUCUUGCAUUAGAUACCCAGAAAGAGAAUAAUAAGGUGAAUGAUUGGGGCAGAGGGAAUACAACUUAGUUAUGUUGUUCACAACAUAAACUGUGAGUAGAUACUCAUACGGUGGAUCUAUUGUCCACGAUGGCGAGGCAGGAUCUGGCGCCGGUUUGAGGAAGGUGAGCCGAGUGUAUCGGCUGGCCCAAUCCCACGACUGAAAGCGGGGCCCACCGGGCCCACAAAUUCAAAAACCAAAAAUCAAACCCGAUUCUUCCCCAGGUCAGUUUCUCCGCCAGACCACUUUCCCCUCUCUCCCGCUUUUCCCCUCUCUCUCACUUUCCUCCUCUCACGAACACAGACGAAGAAGAAGCGAACCGGCGGCGACGGACCAGCGAAGCGGCGGCGAGGGUGCAGUGUAGCGGUGGCGGCGAGGCGAUGUUGCAGACGAAUCGGAGGUGACGAAGGGCGGGGUUUCACGGCGACGAAGCUUGUGUUGACGGCGCCGACUUUGCAGACGAAUCGGCGGCGACGAAGGACAGGGUUUCACUGCGACGAAGUAGCGACGGUUGGUUUGACAGCGGUCGUUGAAGAAAGAACUACUUUGUGGACUAAGGUAACUGUCUUAUUUAUUCUUUGUUCAAAGAUAUUCAUUUUCGCUUCGACAAAUUUGAGUUAGGGUUUCAUGGCUACGACUUGAUCCGGGUUUUCCUUUUGUGGAUUUGUCUUUUGGGUUUAAUUAUACUUUGUUCAUGGAUAUUCAUUUUCGUUUGGACAGAUUUGAGUUAGGGUUUCAUGGCUACGAUCGGGUUUUCCUUUUGUGGAUUUGUCUUUUGGGUUCGUGGGUGAAGUAUUUAUUUUGUGGUAACUUUUAUGUCACUGGAUAUGAGUUCGUUCUUUUGUGGAUGUUAUUUCUGGGUUUUGUGGAUUUGCUUUGUGCUCCUUCCGAUAUUAGUUCUGUUCGGCAGGAUAUGUGAUAGACCAAUAAUUACACAUGUUUCUACCCCUAUUCUUGAGCCGUUUGAGAUGUCGAUUCCCGUAUUUUAGGCCGAUUUCACGCUAGGUUGUUCGUGUUUGUGAUAUUUCAGGUCCUAGCACAUGAAUGAAGGCCUGGGAACGAGUUCGGGGUCGAUUGGACGAAGAUUGGACGUUUGGCGAGAAGCUCGGAAGCCACACGCACACCAUUGCACCUCACACGGCCGUGUAGGGGCUCAUUUUUGACCGUGUGAAGGCUCGAUAAAAGCCACACGGGCAGCCUGGGGAGCCACACGGCCGUGUGGCCUCUGCCCGUGCAGCUUGCCUGUUUGCCCACUAAUCAAAACACCGCGUUUGGACACUCACACGGGAAGCUGGGAAAGUCACACGGCCGUGUGAGUCGGGAAUUUCUGGUUUUAAGCCAAUUUCGAGCCAAAGGAGAGAGAGAGCUGGGUUUUGGAUCCCAAACACCCAAGGGACGAACCCUAGAGAGAGAGAGAGAGCGACUUGGGAACAUUCUUGGAGCUAUUUUGGAGGAUUUCUUCGCCAUUGGAGCUCGGGAAUCAAGCUUGGAGAUGGAGAUUGAAGAUCUAGAUCAGAUUUCUGCAGUCUCUCUCUUCUCUAUGGAGUAACUUCCCUUCACUUAGGUUUUGAGGAACCCUAGUUCCAUGUGUUAGGAUCUUUCUUGUAUGAAGUUUUGGAUGUUAUAUUGUUUGAUUAUAAUCGAUUGAGGCAUGACUUAUUGAGUCAAUUGAAUCUUGAUCAAAUUCUCUUGAUUUCUGCUUUAACCUAUGAUAGAUAGAAUCUGAUUAGGUUAAGGGAGCUUCCUUGAUUGAUAGUGGUGAAUUGGUUGUGCGAGAGUCAAUCAAUUCACUGCUUUGUACUGGAAUUCAUUCCAGUAGUGGAGAUCUGUGUGAAUCGCCUUAGCAGUAUAUCCCGGUGAAGGCUAGUCGCCUGCCGGGUACUCUGUCUAAGAGGGCUUGGUCAACUUAAGAGAUUCCAAGCUAAUUUAGGAUCUUCCGCAGUUUAAUCAACAGUAGAUCAACCAAAAGUAAUUGCCUUUGGACCUAAUUGAGGAGCUAGGGGGAAUCAUACCUAAGUGAGUUCCCAACUUGUAAUUAGUAGAGUAGUUAGUAGAAUAGUUUAGUAAAUCAAUCCUUAAUCUAGUUUGCUAGAUAAUGAACUGAAACUGAGUAAUAGUAACUCUAGAGACCCGUGGAUUCGAUAUUUAUUACUUGUGUCACUAUACUGCAGUCCCUUUCAUUGGUUACACUUGGCCAUUGUUAGGUGUUGUGUCGUAGCGAGUCAAUAUGCAUUAUGUUCCUUCUGGAUAUUCGUUGUUUAUUGUCUGGGUUGUUGUUUGAUGUAUCUUGAUAUUGGUUUUGUUUGACCAUGAUAUCAGUUAUGACUUUCUUGGAUAGUUGUUUGAUAGGAUCUGGGUAUUUGUAUGUGCAGUGAUUUAUCAAUGGCAAGGACUAAAACAACGAAGAGGAAAAAGCGACCGACUCCACGACAACCAUCACCACCGCCACAGCCAGAGGAAAAUGAGGAAGAAGAAAAUGCUGAAGUCGAAGCAGAAGGAGCUGCACAAGAAGAUGCUAAAGUCGAAGCAGGUGGAGCUGCACAAGAAGAUGCUGAAGCUGAAGCAGAAGGAGAUGCACAAGGAGCAGCUCGAGGUCAAAGCAAGGCGAGGGAUAAAACGAACGUGAAGAGACAACGACGGAAUCCACCGCCACAACCAGAGAAGGAUGAGGAAGAAGAAGAUUCUGAAGUCGCAGCGCAAGUACCUGCACAAGGAGUUCACAUUCUAGGACAAGGCAAGCCAUGGUACAGAUUUCGGUGCCACACCAAAUCUCUGCUAGAUGUUAUAAAAUAUUGGAAGGAAGAGCCAAGGUACUAUGAAGCAUGCAAGAAAGAGUUGGAGAGGGCUGGAUUUGGAGGGCUAUUGGAGCUUCGUCUGGAAAAUGUUCCUAAGAAGUUGUUUGAUUCCUUGAUGGCACAGUUUGAUGUGCACACCAAUUCAUUCAUUUUCGGUAAAGGGGAUAACAAGAAGGUGCUUACCAUCGAAGAUGAGGAUGUUGCCCGUGUAUAUGGGCUGCCUAUUGGUGGUGCUGAGAUUGAUGUCGUUAAGUCUAACGACAAGAUGCUUGAGAUGUUCAAGGAGGAGCUCAACAUGGAGUGUACUCGUAGUCGAAAUGUAGAAGUUAUGGAUCUUAGAGAGGCAGCCUGUGGUGGUCCGGAUGAUGCACUGAAAAGGAGACCACCUGUUGCAGCCACGGUGAAGAAAUUUUUGUUGUUGGCUCUUGGUUUGAUGCUCGCCCCAAAGAUGUCACGACUUUGUGAUCUCGAUUAUGCAGAUUACAUGGUUGGAAGGGUGGAGGACAUUGCCUCUUUUAAUUGGAGUGGUUUUGUUGCCCGUAAUCUGAAGUUUGAGUUGUGUCAGGUUAAGGAAAACGAAGCUGAAUCUAGGGCUGGUGGGAAACAACAAUGGCCUCUUGGAGAUAUCCACUUCUUAAUUGUAACUUCUCCUUUAACAUUGUUGAUAUUUUUUGUUUGAUGGUUGAUAUUAGUUAACAUUCUAGGGAUAAUAGUUCAUUGCAUUCCUGAUAUCUUUUUUGUGUGUUUGUGAUAUUAAUAACCAUUCCAGGGAUAGUACUUCGUUUCAUUUCUGAUAUAUGUUUUGAAGGCUUUUUUGUAGAUCCAUUUGCUAGACUUCCUUAAUGUGAGAGGGUUUGCAACAAAAACCAUUCCGACCUGCAGCUAUUUGUUCGACCCAAGGGUGGAUAAUGUGUGCUCGAAUAUCCCCAAGGUAGCUGAAAAAUAUAUCAUGGGUCCCAUGUUGUUGUCAAGGGAAGAAGUGGGAAUCAGGGUCGAGCAGCUCGGCUCCUGCUACUGAUUGGUGGGCGGAUGUUGACUUGGAAACCCUUGAGGACGAUGAGGUAUGUAGAUCUUCUCUUUGCAUCUCAAAAUCGUGGGUUAAUAGACAUGGGUGCAUGUAGCGAACUAAAUUUUUUUCAAUAUAUGUGUAGCUUUAGGCAUUGGAGUCAUUGACAGAAAAAGUGAUGGAUGUAUGGGAAACAAGGCGGGAUAGUAUAUGGAGAGUCAUCAUUAUGCGCCAUCAUGGAAACAAUUGAACUUUGCAAUUUUCUUCGUUUUAAGUGGUUGUAAUGUUAUGUUAGGAUGUUAUAAUUGUCAUGUUGGAAUGGCAGAACAAAAGUUUGUUUACUUG